AUGGAUAACGAUCGCACGCUGCGGGGAAGCAGGACACCCCUACAUUCUGAGCUGGAGAGAUGUAGCCACCGGAUGCUGUAUUACAAUGACAACGAGACCUGCAGGGAAUGGGUGACUGUGGGUUUGCAUCUGCAAGUAAAGGGCACCCUUCUAAUCGCCAAAGAGCAACUAGAGAUGAUUGCAGGAGCAGGGAGAAAUACGGCACUAAUGUUCUCCUGUCUGUGUGUCUUCCCAACCCCCCCACCCCCGUCCCCUGCAGCCUGCCUGCUCCAGGCCGAGCUGGUGAAUUACGAGCGAGUCAAGGAGUACUGCCUCAAAGUGCUUCAGAAAGAAGGUGAGAACUUCAAGGCGCUCUAUCGAUCAGGAGUGGCAUUUUACCACCUGGGCGACUUCAACAAGGCUCUCUACUACCUGAAAGAGGCAAGAUCCCGCCAGCCGACAGAUACCAAUGUCAUACGAUAUAUCCAGCUGACAGAGAUGAAGCUCAGCAGAUGUUCCCAGAGAGAGAAAGAAGCCUUGUGAAAACGAAGCCACUUCAGCUGAAAUGCCCAAGGGGGAACAUUUCCUUCCUAGAAGCCCAUUUGGUGGAUUUUCCUGUUUGCUCUGCCUCAUCCUCAUCUCCUCAUCCAUCCACUCUCCCUUGCUCUUCAUUGAAUCCCAGUUUUGAAAAAAGAGACUUAGACGCUGGAUAGGGCUGCUUGCCAACCAUGGUAAUACCCCUUCCCUGUGGCAGGAGAGCACAAUGGCUACAGCUGGCCUUGUUCCAAGACUGGAAAUCUGGAGUAGGCAAUGCUGGGGGACCUUUCUGGUCCUGAGCUGACUGCCUAUUGCCCUUAGGGAAGCAACCACCAGAACAACUUCCUGACCAGGCAAGUUGGAGGCAAACAACUUCUGCUCUGAGUGAUCACUGGAGCUUGGAAGAGCUAAGAAACCAAGAGAGCCACUGGUCAUUUCACAGGGGAUAGCAAAUGCCUUUUUAUCAUCAGUCCCCUCUGCCUGCUUCUCCAGUGUGUGUUAUCAGUCUCCAGUGAGAGCUCACACGCUCCCAGUCUAAUGCCAGUGAAAACUGUUUCUAAACAUCCUCUUAAUGAAAGCACAGAGCACCCUACAACCCCCCCCGCAGAGCUGUCCUGGUGCCAGAGGAGAAGGCUGUGGGCUACCACAGAAUGCUGAACGGUCUGUGAAAGCAUGGUGUACAGUAUGAGGGAAAAACUGUGAAAUAAUUCAUUAAAGGCAAAUAAAAAUUAUUAAUAGGCAACAA
Messenger RNA from Aptenodytes forsteri (emperor penguin), 1261 nucleotides. RefSeq names its product tetratricopeptide repeat domain 9 (gene TTC9). The record is from RefSeq and is a predicted model, not a curated record. Gene Ontology annotation, molecular function: protein binding. Bases 1 to 522 code for a protein of 173 amino acids. Lineage: Eukaryota; Metazoa; Chordata; Aves; Sphenisciformes; Spheniscidae. The transcript is spliced from 3 exons.